AUGAAUAAAAAAAUAGCCACAUUAAGAUUACCACCUUUACCAACUAUAAGAGAGUUAUUGAAAAUAUAUAAACUAAGGGCCAUGAAACAGCUUUCUCAAAACUUCCUCUUAAAUGAAAAUUUAACAGACAAAAUAAUAAAAAAGGCAGGAAAUCUUGGUGAAUAUCAUGUAUUAGAAAUUGGUCCUGGUCCUGGUGGAUUGACACGAUCAAUUUUAAAAUAUCAACCAAGAAAAUUAAUUGUUGUAGAAAAAGACAAAAGAUUUCAACCUACAUUAGAAAUGUUAGCAGAUGCUUUUGCAGCAGUUAAUGGAAAAAUGGAGAUUAUUUUUGAUGAUAUCAUGAAAAUAAAUUUAAAUAAUGUUUUCCCUAUGACUGAAGCAAAACCUUGGUCAGAUACAACUCCAAAAAUUAAAUUAAUUGGUAAUUUACCAUUUAAUGUAUCAACACCUCUAAUAAUAAAGUGGUUACAUGCAAUCAGUGAAAAAAGAGGUCCUUGGGAAUUUGGAAGAACUAGAAUGACAUUAACAUUUCAAAAAGAAGUUGGUGAGCGUUUAGUAGCUCCACCAAAGAGUAUACAAAGAUGUAGAUUAUCUGUAAUGGCACAAGCCUGGACAUGUCCAGUAAUGCAUUUUGUUAUACCUGGUACAGCCUUUAUUCCCAAACCAGAAGUUGAUGUUGCACUUAUAACAUUUGUACCACUAACUGUCCCACGUACACAACAUGAAUUUAAAAUUUUCGAAAAAGUAACACGACAUAUUUUUAGUUUUCGUCAAAAAUAUAGUAUACGAGGUAUUGAAACAUUAUUUCCUCUGGAAAAUCGAACCGAGUUGGGACAAAUGAUGUAUAAACUUUCUGAUUUGAACCCAGAAACAAGACCAAUAGAACUAACAGUAGAAAAUAUUGAUAAACUUGUUAGUGCAUAUAAAUAUUUAUUAGAAAAACAUCCACAUAUAGGGUUAUACGAGUAUCGUGCAUCUCGACGCAUAGUAUCAUUAUCUCAUGCAAAGCAUAUAGAAGUUGCAGAAUGUACAGAAUUAUAA
Habropoda laboriosa is the source of this 1041-nucleotide messenger RNA. RefSeq names its product dimethyladenosine transferase 1, mitochondrial (gene mtTFB1). The transcript is spliced from 3 exons. The coding region runs from base 1 to 1041 and encodes 346 amino acids. Lineage: Eukaryota; Metazoa; Arthropoda; Insecta; Hymenoptera; Apidae. Gene Ontology annotation, cellular component: mitochondrial matrix. Gene Ontology annotation, molecular function: rRNA (adenine-N6,N6-)-dimethyltransferase activity; mitochondrial transcription factor activity. Gene Ontology annotation, biological process: transcription initiation at mitochondrial promoter; rRNA methylation. The record is from RefSeq and is a predicted model, not a curated record.